Molecule: messenger RNA, 3376 nt
Organism: Pan troglodytes (chimpanzee)
Lineage: Eukaryota; Metazoa; Chordata; Mammalia; Primates; Hominidae
Product: phosphatidylinositol-binding clathrin assembly protein-like
Exons: 2
Coding region: 147-629 (160 amino acids)
Biological process (GO): synaptic vesicle budding from presynaptic endocytic zone membrane; clathrin coat assembly; clathrin-dependent endocytosis
Cellular component (GO): clathrin-coated vesicle; extrinsic component of presynaptic endocytic zone membrane; clathrin-coated pit
Molecular function (GO): SNARE binding; 1-phosphatidylinositol binding; clathrin heavy chain binding
Source: RefSeq, a predicted model, not a curated record
UCCUCCAGAGAUGCCCUGUCCCAAACCUGGACUUGCCCUCAGAAACCAAGCAAGUGCGUGGUACCUGCCUUCUUGGGCCGGGCAGCCAUCUUUCCCAGCAUUCUUGCAGAGCCCGAGCUCCUCGCAAGUUCAAGUCCCACCUCAUAAUGCUGGAUGUCUGCGUCAGGCUGCAUGAAGUAAGGUCGCCCGCUGAGGGCUCCCUGCAGGGUCAGGCAUUUCUUCCGUCACCUGGGGCUCCCUGUCCAAAACCAGGGGUGCCGGUACCCUGCUCAGGGAUGCCGGCCCUCUGUGGUGUGGAAGAGGUGGGGCUGGACUCUGUCGCCAUCACCCUCGACUCGCGCAUGGGGUUAUCUGCGUCCAAGGCUGCCCUCGGGGCGACCACCGAUGAGCCCAUGGAGCCUGAGCCGAAACAACUGGCUGAUCUAAUACAGUACAUCAGUGAAACUAACAUAAGCGUUGAACAUCUGGCUAAUGUUCUUUCUGAAAAAACUGGGAGCAGUAGCUGGGUGGUGGUGUUCAAAGCCCUGGUUACUGUACAUCACCUCGUGGUGCACGGAAAUGAGGUGAGCGUAAGCAUGCAAUUGCAAAAUGUUCUUGGUUUGUCAAGGGCUUACUACCUUUUACUUUAAUUAGUGGCAAGUGAGGGAAGUGAAUAGCAGUAUGUAUUUAAAAUAUUUUUAUCUGUUUUUAUUAAUGCAUAUAUCUUUGUGAUCAGUAUUCUUUGAGGUGUACCAUUUUAGUCACUGAUAAAAUAGCCACUAGAUAACAAUGUCCAUAAUAGAGUGGAUAUUUCUGUCAAUUCUUUAGAGGAUUUAGACCCUGCUUUACUUUGACAGGAGAGACUACACCUAAGCAUAUUACCUCAUCACCUACCCAUCUCUCUAUAUUUUACAGAACAACUGGAAUGCUCCAUAACAUUAAAUUACUUAUUAUUUUCUAUUUUAAAUUCACAGGCAUUUUCCCUCAGUAAGUUUUGUAUUAAAAAAUCAGGGUUUAGAAAUUGACUGGAUUUUGAAACUCAUUGUAAAGCAACAGUAAUUACACAGUAGAGUAUUGGUAAAAAAUAGAACAUAUAUAUAAAUGGAACACAAUAGAGAGCUUGGUUAUAGAACUACACUUAUAUGGGAACUUGGUGGCACUAAAAAAUGUGGGGAAAAGCAUAGGGGAAGGAAUUUAAAAUAAAGCCUAUUGGCACAAGCAGCAUCCCUAUGGAAAAAAUGAGAAUGAGAUGCUUAUGUUACCCCAUAUACAAAAAUAAAUUCCACAUGGAUGAAAUAUCUAAAUUCAAAAAAUAGAUAAAAUUGAAGAAAAUGUAGGAGAAUAUGCUUAUGACAUUUGGGUAGGGAAGGCGCCAUAGUUAAAAGAAGAUAUUUGCAACAUAUAUACUAUAGACUAAAGGUUAAUAUUCAGAAUACAUAAUUAGUAAGCAAAAGGCACUACAAUAGACUAAUGAGCAAAAGAAAUGAACAGAGGGUUUAUAGAAAAGGAAAACAGAAUGUCUAAUAAUCAUCUGAGAACAUGCUCAUAUUAGCAAAAAUUAAAAUUUCUGACAGUAUGAAUAGUUGGGAGGACAUUGAGGUAAUGGGAAUUCACAUACUCUGUGGAUACAUGUAGCUGCUGCAGUUUAUCACUGUGGAGCGGAGAACAUUGAGACACAUUUAGAAAGUUGAAAAUGCCCAUCCCAGUGACUCAGCAAAUCCACUUCUCACAUCAUGUUUAUAAUAAUGAAAAACUAGAAAUCACCUAAAUUUCCAUCACUAGAGAACAGAUAAAAUUUAGUGUAGUUAUACAAUAAAAUGCUGUAUUACAUUAAAUGGGAUUGUAUACCAAUAAGGCUAGACCUCAAAAACAAUGCUAAUAGAAGAAGCAAAUUGUAGAAUGACACUUAGAGUGCAAAACUACUUACGUAAAAAAUUUAAAAUACACACAGUACUUGUCCAUGGAACAAAUACAUGUGAAACUAUGAGGAAAAUAGAUUGUAAAGAUAAUGCAUUAAAAUUAUGAUACCAGUUACUUCUAGGUAGAAGCAGGAAAUGGAUCUCAGGGAUGGGGCUUUAUCCGUAAUCAUUUAUUUUCUCUUAUUUUAAUAAUAGACUUGAAGCAGAUAUGUCAGAAAGUUAGCAGUUAUCAUUUCCAGGUAGUGGGGUCCACAGAUGUAUCAUAUUAUUAUUUGUAUACUUCCGUAACUUAAAAUUACUCAAAAUCAAGAGUGGGGCAUGCCUAGAUAGAAAGUCUUAGAGGGAAACAGUGUGUAUUCACAUGAGCUUUAAUGUUUAACUCCUUGUUUAUUUGGGGGGUAUAUAAAUAGAGGAGAGUUGGCAGCUGCAAAUCUUUAUGUUGGCCAGCACAGGAUGUGAUUGUGCGCAACUUAAUCAAUGUUCCUGAAAUAGAUACAAGGUGUGUGAGAGAAUUAAGUAUACAUUCAUAAUGACAAUCAUUAAGGAACUUUUCGUGUGUACAGAAACUAAUUUUAGAAUUUGGCACAUUUGUUUGACAGUGUUUCAUUAAACAUGUUUCAUGUCAGAGCUCUUUGUUCACUUUACACAAUUUCCUGGAUAAAAGUGUCAUAGAAGGUAAGAUGAUUCUUUGAUGGAAAUAUUUCCAUAUGCCAAAGAGGGAAAAGUUCUGAAAAUUGUGCCUAGUUAAAAAAGUGUCUAAAUUAUGAAGGCUGCGAUGUGCUAUACAUUUUAAGAAUGUAAAUAAUCCCCAAAUUCAUUGAUACAACGUAUAUUUGGAGCUUACUAAGAAUAACAGAAUAUGCCAUAUGCUAGAGACAGAAAAGUUAAUGAGACCUACAGGUCUUUGCUCAGUGAAGCCUUGUCCAGCCUACCAAAAAUUGCAGCACCUUUACACCAGUUCUCUGCCUGGGUUUAUUCUUUCCCCUUCUCCCUGACUGUCUCUGUGUUCCUUUUUUUUUUUUUUUUAACAUACUUGUCUGUCAUUUCCCAUUGAAAUGUAAGCCCUAUGAGGGCAGGAAUAUUUGUCUGUUUUUUUCACUGCUGAACUUCCAGCACUUAAUACAUCGCCUGGCUUAUAGUAGGCACUCAGUGAUUGUUUAAUGAAUGAAUAAAUUGAAGGGGAAUCAGCAUACAUUUGGAGGUCGAGUAGAGAGUAGUUGAGUUUGUACCAUGGCCUUUCUUCUCCUUUUUCUCUAUGAAGUAGGCUGCAGGUCAUUUGCUGAGUGGAGGGAGAGGGGAGGAGGGAUCGUGGCAGUGGGAUGAGGAGAGUAAGGAAAAUGCUAACAAUUUAUAAUAGUUUCUGUGAAAAUGUCGAAGGAGCUGAUACAGUUCAAUUAUUUCAUCUGUUCAGGAAUGUCACCAUCAAUAUCCCAUUAAGGGAUGAUAUCAAAGCUCUAAGGAAAUAAAAAUUAAUCUUU